CCCCCCGCGCGCGCGCCGCCGCUGCACAAUAAUCCAACAUGGAGUAAUCAGAGAUGGGGCUCGUUGGGGCCACCCUCAGCAACAUCAACGCAUAUUUCAUCUAAGGGAUUUUCGGAAAUACACUGAAGCACUCAAACUGUGGGAAAUUAUUCGGGGGAUCUGAUUUAGCCUGCUUUUAUUCCAAGAUCCUCCAAGGGUUUCAGCAGCAACUGGAAAAAGAAAAAGAAAAAAAAAGAAAAAAAAGAAACGAAAACCCAUCAAGAAGACGGAGACGAGGAGAGGAGAGAGAGAGCAGCGAGAAGACACACUAUAGCCGAACGAAAUGUGAGGGAUUAUUGGGAAAAGAGUGGCAUAAAAAUGACGAACGAACAGAGUGCACCCGUUGUGGGAUUUUUUUGUAGGUGAAACGAGAAAAAUGAUUGAAGAAACACACCCAAACGAUGAUAGUUACAUUGUGCGCGUCAAAGCAGUGGUCAUGACCCGAGAUGACUCGAGUGGGGGAUGGCUGGCACAGGAAGGUGGGGGCCUCAGCAGGGUGGGCGUCUGUAAGGUGAUGCCUGCUGAGCUGACCGGCCGCAGCGACUUCCUCAUCCACGGCGAGCGCCUCAAAGACAAGCAGGUGAUUUUGGAAUGUUUCGUGAGGAAAGAUCUGAUCUACACCAAGGCCACGCCCACUUUCCACCACUGGAAGGUCGACAACAAAAAAUGCGGCCUGACGUUCCAGAGCCCCGCCGAUGCCCGUGCCUUUGACAGAGGUGUGCGCAAAGCCUUGGAGGACAUAACGGAGGGUUCCACGACUUCCUCUUCAACACUCCAGAAUGAGGCUGAACUUGGGGAUGAUGAUGUGUUCACAACUGCCACCGACAGCUCCUCAAACUCAUCUCAGAAGAAGGAGCUCACUACACAGCUAGUGGCCACCUCCACCUUCUACGAGCCUCAUCCACAUCGCUGCAUUCUGCAGUACCGGCCGCCUGAGCGCUACAGCCUAGAUCAGAAGUUCUCCAGGAACCCCUUCCCGUUUGAGGACGAGGAGAUCGUCCGAAUCAACCCCCGGGAGCGCUGGCUGAUCACAGGCUAUGAGGACUACCGAUACGCCGCCGUGCCGGACAAGUUCAUCCAACAUGAGGACUCGGACUCGUACGUUCAGAUCGCUAAGAACGAACCCUUAAAGCACGACUACAACUACCCCUACGUGCCCAGCUCUGACUUCAGCCAGUGCGACCUCAAGAGCCACUGCGGGGGCGACGGGGGCGUAGUGGCCACCCAGCCGCGGGCGUUCAAGCUCAAGGGCAAGCGAAGGAAAGAGGACGGAGAGCGAUCGCGCUGCGUCUACUGCCGGGACAUGUUCAACCACGAGGAGAACCGGCGCGGGCAGUGCCACGACGCCCCCGACCCCAUCCGGACCUGCAUCCACCGGGUCAGCUUCAUGUGGUGCGCCGACAGCAUGCUUUACCACUGCAUGUCCGACCCGGAGGGAGAGUAUUCGGACCCGUGCUCGUGCGACACCAGCGAGGAACGCUUCUGCCUUCGCUGGACGGCCCUGCUGGGUCUGUCGCUGUUGGCACCCUGUCUGUGCUGCUACCCACCGCUCCACAUGUGCCACCGCUGCGGCGUGGCCUGCAGUUGCUGCGGAGGGAAGCAUAAGGCCGUCGGCUGAAUGAACCUUAAACACGCCCCUCGGAACACUAGCACUGAGGAGGGCAGGAGUGGACGGCGCUUUCACUGUCCUUUACUUUACGUUCUCUCCUGGCUCCAGAAAACAGUUGGUGCGUUGAAAACGUUCUCCUUUGGUUGUUUUUAUAAAUAUGAAAGUAUAUAUAUGUGUAUGUUCUUUUCUUUCCCCUUUGUUGUGGAUGUUUCUCUCAGUUCCUCGGCUCUCCUGGAGCCCUCAUGUCAUGCAUUACUUAUGCAGGUACUUUAUAUUUUUUACACUGAUUUGACUUUUCAAGAACUUGAAUCGCUUGUCUUUUUACGGCGCGCAGUCGUCUCUGUUUUGCGUUCGUUCGCCGUGGCCAGCAAAGGGAGGAAUUCGCUGUUUACUCUUCCUGAACAGGUCCGUACAUAAACUGGCAUUUAUAUCCCAAGCCCUUUAACCGUUCAGAACAAUAACAAUGAGAUUAGCUCGAGACACUAAACCUGUAGUCGUAAGCGUCCGUUUGUAGUGCGAUUGUGGGAGAGCGUGUGUCGAUGCCUGCGUGCGUGUUGUAAAGGAAUGAUAACAUUGUAUCACAGCAUAGUAUUGUCGUUAUUAUAUUUAAGCCAAAUUUACAUAAGCUGCAUCCAGAGUAUAUGUAAAUACUGUAUACUCAUAUGUAUAUGUUUCAAAUCGAAUUAUUGUAAUCACCUUCGACAGCCACAGCUGCGCUUCAGACAUGGGACAUUUUCCUUAGAGUUGACUUCUUUUGGAUGCGAGGGUGGCUUCUGAGUCUGAUGCAUAUUUGAUAUCCAAAGAUUAAUUUUUGUCAUAUUUAUUCUCGCGGUCAAUUGAAUCACCAGCCAAAGGGAGAAAAAAAAUAGAGAAAAAAAGUCAUCAGACUGUGGGCAAAAAGCACAGCCAUAUGGGGAAAGAGAAGUUUCCAGUGAGCCCACGCCGCUUACACUGCAACAAAAAAACUAAUUCAAAAUAAUUUUUUAAUCAUAAUUUUUGUCUUGAAAAACAUAAUCUAAAUAUCCUCACAACAGAUUACUGUUUUUUAAAAAAAAAAAAAUUUAGAAAUAAACCUGAAUUUGGUUUAAUUUUACCUUAUUUUUAUUUAUUUAUUAUAGAUUUAUAUUGAUUUAAACAAACCUCACACAGUUUUAUUAGAUAUAUGCUUAAAACAAGGAAAAAAUCAAACAGUCAACUAGUCAAUACAAAAUAAUAUCUUAUUCAGUUUUGCUUCUCAUGUAAUUUUUGUUUGUUUUAGUUGACUGUUGAGAUAUUUUACUGGAAAACAAGACAAAAAUAUGAAUUAAUGAAAUGAUUUCUAUGUCUAUGUGAUUUCAAAUAUUCUCCGGAGGGAAAACACUAAAGCGCUAUAUUUUUUCCCUUAUUGACAAAUGGCUCAUAAUUUGUCUAGAAAAUGGAAGGAAUUGUUGUCUCAAAGAUGUUUCCAGCUCCAGUCCUGUUCUCUAAGAAAAACAAAAGGAAACAGAAAAAUAAGCUUGAUUUUAAGGGUGCUUUAUAGAGGGACGUUUGCCAAACCGAUCUCCAGUUUCUUCAUAACAAUAACUUAACGCCUUAAUUUUUGAGAGGACAUUCAAAUGAAUCAAUGCAGUUCCUCAAAGAAGAGAAAAUAGUGAAAAGAUAUUUUUCUAUUGUAUAAAAAAAGAACUACCCCAAUAGAUAGGCCUUUCUUUAAAACAAAAAAAAUUCAAAAUUGCUCCAGUUAUUGCGGGAGUCAAAUGGCAUGGUACAAUCGGCGAGGCGGCUCGUAUGUGUCGAGUCCGUCUCCAUCACCUCACCCAGCCCUGUGAAAGACCUCAUGACCAGCCAGUCACCUUCCCCUGCUCAUGCUUUGUCUGAAUAAAUCAUCCACUGACAAAGCAGUGCUCUCAUAGAUACUCAAAGUGUAUGUGAGCAGUCAAAGAAUGUACAGUAUAUGUGCGUCAGAUGCUUCUUCAUCUUAUGUAAACAUUCAGCCUCAAAACCGUGUGGUGUGUUCUCAAAUGACAGUGUGAAACUCUUAAAAAUAAAGGUUCUUUAAUGGUUCGUUGCAGAACCGUUUUUCGUUUUAAAGGUUCUUUGGAGAUCUUGAAAAAGAAAAGUUCUUGAUGUCACAUUAUUGGUAUAAAGAUUCGGUUCGGAAUCGCAUACUACUCUUACUAUUGCUGCAGUAUGUAGUAUGCAAUUUGUAUUUUUUUUGUAUGCAUAUGUCCAAACAACAUUCACCAGAAUUUGCUGUAUGGAACGCGGUUGACUUGACCUUCCUUUUUCAAUGUGAGGGAUGAAAAUAUAAAUAAGGCCUGUUCACAUUACAAAUCAUAACUAUAUUGUCCACUCUUUAAAGUCUGAUUGGCUGUCAAUAUUUCUUUCACUCUUCAGCUGAACAAAAUGGUUCUGAAAGAGAUUCCAACAAUAUUGUUCCUCUGUGUCAUUAUCAUUAUGGCUAUUGUGAACUUCGCUACUCUCAUAUUUUUAAAGAUUAUUAAAACUUUAUAGUUAUAGUCAGCAUUCUUGAUGUGAACAGGCUUACACAAAGUCAGCCACAAUUUUUAGCAUUUCUUUUUAGACUCAUCGUUUGAUCGUAUUGGAAAUAAAUAUAUAUUUAACACAAAAUUGGAUUGAUUUUUUUUUUUUUUUUAAAUGGCUUAUUUAAUUAUUAUUAUUUAUAAAAAAUACAAAUUUGUUGAAUUAACCAUGCAAUGUGAUGAGGUGAUGUGUCAAUAAUGUGAUUAUAGUGGAAUUACAUUGCAUCCAGCAAAAUUACUGUGAAUUACUGUGCUGUAUACAAAAUUACAUUGUAUACAAAAUAAUAUUUAGUUAACAUUCAAUUCUGCUAGUAUUCAAUUCCGAACAGUCUUUGUUUCAUCUGUUUUGUGUUUUUUUGAAGUGCUUCUAUUUUGUAUUUUUCUAGGAAUAAAAUGUUUUUCGUUACAUAUUCUGUACACUGUAAAAAAACAAUUAUGAUCAGUAAUUCAUGGCAACUUAUGUUUUUACAUUACUUAAUUAUCAAAAUAAGUUGAGCAAUUUCAACUUUUUUAUGAAGUUCUAUGAAAUUCAACUUGAUUUUUUCAAGUCAGUUAAUGUAGUUUAUGUUGAAAUAGGUGGAUUUUUUUUUACAGUGCAGAAUAAGAAGAACAUUUUGUUGAAACAUUUAAGAUUUAGUGCCUCUUGCACUUACUAUGUUCCCCUUGUUUCUUUGUUUUAACUUUUCCAAAAUAUCUAAUGUUCAGGUUUCGAUGAAAAACAAACAUUCAAUGUGGACUUUUCUAAAGAACCGUAGAACUUAAAAAGGUUGAUGUUGUAAAAGCCUUUAUUUUUAAGAGUGAGGUGCUGCUGUGUGGUUUCACUCUCAGAAAAAAAGGUACAAAAGCUGUCACUGUGACGGUAUUUUUUUGAAAAAAGGUACAACUUUGUACCUUAUUUCCCCCUAAAAAGUGCAUUUUAGUACCUUAAAGGUACAUCAUUGGUACAUUUUAGUACCUUUUGAAAAGAUGCUGCCCCGGUGGCAACGUUUGUACCUUUUAGUCUGCGAGUGUUGGUUAGUGUGGAGGUGUCUAACUCGCGCCCCUGUCGCUUCACUGGAGUCCUCUCGCUGAUGGGUGGCGGGGAGGAAGCUGGGCUUGUCAGCUGUCACUGUGUCCUUCAUUCACCACGUGUCCUUUCUGUAUCUGAGUACGUCAGCUUCUGCAAUACCGCUGUCAUCCGAGCUUAGAGAAGAGCUGCGUUUUAUUUUUCUAUCUGUGGUAAUGGAAAGUUAACCAAAAGCAUUCAGUAUGAACGUCUGUCCUGGUGCGACACACAUUUACCUGUUUAAAAAGUGCCUGAAGCAUCAUGUUAAUCUAUCUCCUUGUAUACUAAAAACGAGAAAAGAAACAGAAAAAGAUAAAAAAUGAAAUAAACCCUAUUGUAUUGAUUAGUUUUGUUUUUUACAAUGCAAAUUUUUACCUCUGUAAAAAGCAAAAAUAUCUAUAUCAAGUGUAUGAUGUACAUUUUUAUUUCUAUUUUUUUUAAUCGUUUCUAACAUGUAUGAUCAAUGUAGCUCCUGCUUUUAGGAAAAGAUGGAAAAAAGCAAGUACUUUGUAAAUACCAGUUGAUCAUAUCGGAACUACAUGACGGCCUGGCCGCUGUGCAGUUCUACAUGUUUGUCAUAGGUCCCAAUAAAAAUGAAAGAAACCAGUAA
Messenger RNA from Onychostoma macrolepis, 5825 nucleotides. RefSeq names its product sprouty related EVH1 domain containing 2b (gene spred2b). NCBI's taxonomy places the organism in Eukaryota, Metazoa, Chordata, Actinopteri, Cypriniformes, Cyprinidae. Gene Ontology annotation, molecular function: protein kinase binding. The record is from RefSeq and is a predicted model, not a curated record. The transcript is spliced from 6 exons. The coding region runs from base 416 to 1657 and encodes 413 amino acids. Gene Ontology annotation, biological process: negative regulation of MAPK cascade; multicellular organism development. Gene Ontology annotation, cellular component: membrane.